AUGGUCUACGACAUGACGCACAUGGCGGCGGGUCCGGCGCAGAGCAUCGCCCUGAGCCGCUACUAUCUGCCCGAGGAGGACGAGAUGGUCGUGGGGGCAAACAAUCCGCAUCUGGUCAGCGAGGACUAUGCGGCCAGCACUACGCUGGAUAUCGACAAGCGAUUCCAGGCGCGAAUGGCCUGCGAAACGGCUGCCCAGCCGGCGCCACCGCCUCCGCCAACGCCGGCUCCGCGGCGCCGGACCACGCCCAUUGCCCACCUGGAUCCAUCGGAGCUGGUGGGCUUGUCGCGGGAAGAGCGUCGUCGCCGUCGCCGUGCCACACUCAAGUACCGGACGGCGCAUGCAACGCGUGAGCGCAUCCGGGUGGAGGCCUUCAACGUGUCCUUCGCCGAGCUGCGCAAGCUGCUACCCACUCUGCCGCCGGACAAGAAGCUGUCCAAGAUCGAGAUCCUUAAGCUGGCCAUCUGCUACAUUGCCUACCUAAAUCAUGUGCUGGAGACGCCCUGA
Drosophila serrata is the source of this 507-nucleotide messenger RNA. RefSeq names its product Helix loop helix protein 4C (gene HLH4C). Gene Ontology annotation, molecular function: protein dimerization activity; DNA-binding transcription factor activity, RNA polymerase II-specific; RNA polymerase II cis-regulatory region sequence-specific DNA binding. Gene Ontology annotation, biological process: regulation of transcription by RNA polymerase II. The record is from RefSeq and is a predicted model, not a curated record. Lineage: Eukaryota; Metazoa; Arthropoda; Insecta; Diptera; Drosophilidae.